AUGGCUACUGCAGUCGCAGUGGCUGGGUCAGACGCACGCACCGGUAGAGGAAUGAUGGAAGAGCCGGUGGGAAUAGCAAGAUGGAAGACUUUCAGCCUCGAUGGGCAUCACUACUACUAUGAUGAGAGCAGAAAAUUGCAGGAAGCACAUGCACCAUGCAUGCCUCCGAAAGAGAUGACUUUUAAUCUGAUGUUCUUCAGACAUGUUUUUGAUCACCUGGCGAAGACUUCAGGUUCAGGAUCACGAGUCUCAGUUGUGGCUCUCCGAAACAUGUCCGCUAGACUCAUGGAGAAGAUGCAGGUGACAGAUCCAAUGAACAUCGACUUCUUCGGGGAUAUCGCCAAAAAGAAGUGCACUUGGAAUGACGUGUGCAAAUCACUUCUAGCUGUUGGACACCCUCGGGUAAGUCUGACUCCUACGGAGCGUUUGUUUGUCACCCUUGAGGCUGAGGAUAGCAGUCAUAUUGCAAAGGUUUGGUUUUAUAUCGUCAUGACCGUGACCAUUGCCAAUGUCAGUGUCUUCAUUUGGCCAAAGCUGCUUCUUGAUGCCUUUGAUGUCAUACACAUAAGUGACACGGAUGCGUGGAGCCUCUAUUUCAAAGAUGCUUGCAUGACUGUGUUUACUUUGGAUUACCUGUUGAAGAUGGCAUGUGCACCCUUCGUACGUCUUGAAGUGGUGGAGCCAUGCGUCGAAUACUUUGAUAUUCACAGCUGGACUUAUCGACCUAUGUCGCGCUGGGAGCGCUUCACACAUGCUUUCAAGGAGUCGAGUAAUGUCAUUGAUCUUUUGGCAGUCCUCCCAUGGUGGUGUGACCUGAUAUUCGUGCACUUCUUACCUGCUGCGUCGUUCUUGCGUAUUCUGCGCUUGGCUCGGGUCUUUCGAAUCUUCAAAUCAGUGAGACACCUUGACAUGAUGCAAGUGCUGGGGAUGACACUGUGGAAGAGCAUGGGCAUGGUGGUGAUCGUUUUCACGAUGAUCACAAUCAUAGGCCUCAUUGCUGCUUGUGUGCUUCAGCAGGUGGAAAGGGAUGCCAAGGCCUUCGAUUCUGUCCUGGGCUCUUGGUACUGGACUUUCUGCAGGUUGAUUGGGAUGAAGGACACUCCCCACCACCAAGGUACCGUGACCUCUUACUGGGGAAUUGCCAUCCUUGGAUGCACUUUGACACUGAAGGGCGUCCUGUGGAUUGUCCCAAUUGAACGCAUCAAACAGAUUUUUUCCAAAGAAUAUGCGGAUGUUGUGCAGGGCAAGAACUUGCAGGCCGAGGUAGUGAAGGAUGUGAAGCAGAUCUUUGAAGAUACACACGAAGAUGUGGAACAUAUUGUGAGAGAAGGCCCUGCAAAAUAUGUUUGUGCCAUCCUGAGCAUCGAUACCAAAGCAGGGUCUCUGCAAGGCUGUGUGCCACUGCCAAUCAGCAGGAAUUCUCCUUUUGACAACACCGGCAGCGAAAUGCGCAUAAAGCUUGAGAGCAUAGAUGUGAAGGAUGCGUGGUUUGCAAAGGUCAAGAUCAAGUGGACACCGACUGACGGCAUGGAGGACCUUCCAUCCGGCCAGCUCCUGGUAGGAAUUGCUGGAAGUAAGCUGCCAGCCUAUGCCAGUGAGGCAAGAAUCGAGGUGCUCGUUGGAUCUGAUCAAACGCAGGAGAAAAAGCUAACCCUAGACCUGGGCAAGUCCAGGGAAGAUGUGAGUUUUGACAUCCAAUGGCUGGGAAGAAAGUCAGAUGAGAUCAAAAAGUCCGUCUCAACCAUUGGGCAUCAUGUCAAAGACCUUGAUGACUUUCAGGUUCAAGUCCUCCAAAUGCUGCGGGAGCAAGAAGACAUGCUUCAGAAUCAGAUGAAGCAAAUAGCAAGUCAGUCUGAGGAGCUUGCCGCCUUGAAGCUCCAGAAAGCAAAGUAGGAGACAGAUGCAACCAGAUGCAGAUGCAGAUGGACAGCUUCAACUUGCACGAAAGCAAAGGUUGAGGUGGAUGCUUGAACAAAAUAAGUACCACCUCUGUUUCAUCUUCCGGGACACCAAGUGCCCGAGCCUAUUCACUAGUUGGUUAAGACACGCAAGUAAUUAGUUGCGUGGGGCACGGAGCCGCUAUCACCAGAGGUGAUUGCAGCUGAAAGUAUCACCACAUGCCAAGUGCAGG
This is a messenger RNA of Cladocopium goreaui, 2131 nucleotides long. The record is from the annotation of a GenBank genome assembly. NCBI's taxonomy places the organism in Eukaryota, Dinophyceae, Suessiales, Symbiodiniaceae.